Molecule: messenger RNA, 2626 nt
Organism: Sinocyclocheilus anshuiensis
Lineage: Eukaryota; Metazoa; Chordata; Actinopteri; Cypriniformes; Cyprinidae
Product: sphingosine 1-phosphate receptor 2
Exons: 1
Biological process (GO): G protein-coupled receptor signaling pathway
Cellular component (GO): membrane
Molecular function (GO): sphingosine-1-phosphate receptor activity
Source: RefSeq, a predicted model, not a curated record
CUUGCUCACCGCAAUAAGAAGUUCCACUCUGCCAUGUUCUUCUUCAUCGGGAACCUGGCCUUCUCGGACCUACUGGCUGGCUCCGCCUAUAUUGCCAACAUCUUCCUGUCAGGCCCUAAAACAUUUCAUUUGGUGCCUGUCCAGUGGUUCAUACGAGAAGGGACUGCUUUCAUCGCACUGGCUGCCUCAGUUUUCAGCCUGCUGGCUAUCGCCAUAGAGCGCUACAUUGCCAUCACCAAGGUCAAAGUUUACGGCUCCAACAAAACUUGCCGCAUGUUCCUUUUGAUCGGAACGUGCUGGGUGAUGUCCAUCCUUCUGGGAGGGCUUCCCAUUAUUGGUUGGAACUGUAUUAAUAACCUGGGGGAUUGCUCCGCUGUCCUGCCUCUCAACUCCCGAUACUACAUCCUGUUUGUCGUCACCAUCUUUACUAUAAUCUUGCUGUCCAUUGUGAUCCUUUACGUUCGCAUCUACCUUAUUGUGCGUACCAGCCACCAAGAGGCCACCAAUUCUCCAGCUUACGCUCUCCUGAAGACUGUCACGAUCGUACUUGGCGUUUUCAUCAUUUGUUGGUUGCCCACCUUCACCAUCCUUCUCUUGGACACUUCUUGUUCGAUGAAAAAAUGUCCUAUCCUCAACAACGCUGACAUCUUCUUCAGCAUCACCACACUGAAUUCGGCACUGAACCCGCUGAUCUACACGUUGCGGAGUAAGGACAUGAGGAAGGAGUUCCUCAGGGUGCUUUGCUGUUGGGGGCUGCUCAAUUGUGGCAGGCCUCCUCACCGCUGCAUGGUGCCACUCAAGAGCUCGAGUUCAAUGGAGCACUGCACCAACAAACACGAACAUCAGUCAAUUCCCAUCAUGCAGGACUGUACUACUUGUGUCUGAUUUCGUCUCCUCAGUGCCCAGGUGUUUGAAGACAAGGGGAGACCCCAGGCAAGGCACAGAAGACAGAAGUGUUCAGAGACCUCACUGAUGAAACGAGAAUCACAAUCAAUGUCUUCGGACUCUUGGACAUUUAGGGCAGAUAUCACAGCUGUGCUACCGGACGCUCACGUGUCCUUUUGUUGCUUCUGUCCUUGCAAAAGUUCCUGAACAUCACAGAAUGAGACUUCACCACGUAUUUUACAUUUUAAGGCAAAAUUAAAGAAAGCCAAAUUCAAAUGGGAAUAUCCAUUUAAGCUCUUUGACAAAACAUGAACAAUUUAAAGUUGCACUUUGUAGACUUCUAUGCAGCUUGUGAUUGUAUAUUUCUCAUAUGCUGACCAACCUACCAGAAGUCGCAUACAAGAUGUAUCCUAUCCACAAAUAGACUACCACUGUCUUGGUUCAGAGAUUUGAGAGGACAGAUUGAAAUGUACGGAUCGACAAUGCACUCCAUGUGAGCCAAACAACCAUGCAUGCUUGCAGAACCUCUCCUAAUGUAUUCAUCAAAUUACUUGAUAUACAUAACAUCCUUUGAUUACCGACAAUAAAAGUAUUCUUCAUACUUCAUUGUAUUGCAUGAAAGUCUAACCUGUGUAAAAACUAAUAUGUAUGGCCAACCCAUGUACAGUUGUCAAUGUUACUCCUCUUUGUCCAUAUUGUCCAUCUAAACUCACUGUCCCUUAAUAUUUUAUUUUUCUUUAACAUUCCUAAUUUUUCCUAAGAGGAAAGCACAAUCAGAAUGUGAUAACUGAAUUCCUGAUAUGAGUUUCUCUCAGCAGCUGGUGUAAAUGCUGGUUGUGUUGGCAUGACAGUGCCGUAGCUUCGCUGCGGCAGCGUAUGCUUCGUUUUGUGCCCUCUUGACGAAUUGAACUGAAUAUAAGAAUGAAGUGUUACGAGCGAACAUUUUCGCUGAUCGACAGUAUUACCGAACAUCAUUGUUCUCCUGUUGAUUAUUGAGCUUGCAGCAACAAGAACGGACACUCACUGUGAAGUCUUAAUGACGUUUAAAGUCAAUUGAAAUUGAUACGCCAUUGAUAAGACAGGAAACUUUGAGAUUAGGACAAAUUGAGCAUGCCUUUCUCUCUUUUGAAGGUAUAUUCAUUUUGAGAUAUGGGGGUUGUUAGGUGUUAUGCUGUCUUUUAAUAGGCCACAAGUCUUUAGAAGAAACUUUAAACUUCCUGCAACCACUGGAAGUCCAGUAUUUCCUAUGCUUCUUCCCGUUGUUAGGGACUGACCUUAAUGUUCCUAUACGUUAAUAUCAUCAGUCCAACACUUUCACUCACACAAUCACAGCCAUUGACUGUUUGAUCCCAGCAUGUUUUAGUUUCCUCUGCUGAUCGGUUUAGUUCAGCAGAGAAAGCACUUUGGCAGCUCUUCCAGUACCGACCUAAUGUAUUUUGGUUUUUCUUUCUUUCUUUCUUUUUUUAAUGCAUGAAGAGUUUAAGCCUGUGUGAGCAUCCCUAUCACUCCGUUCAAUGUAAAACAUUGCCUACCCUGUGGAACAAUGUUUAUUUUAUAUGAUAAAUAUAUGAAAGUCUGUAUGUAUCCGUGUACAGUAUGUAUGUAAUGUGUAUACGUAUAGAAUGUCUUGUGUGCAAUAGCCUUGUGUUUUAGUAGCAAGCUACUUGUGCUAAAUCGGUACAAUCCCAAACACUAAUGUCGGUACAUACACAUUAGUUCAUUCCUUUUUAAAAUAAAAAUA